AUGGAGGUGCCACUGACUGACACCUACCAGCAGGAGACCUGCAGCAAGCUCCAGGGAGCCCAGGGCGGGCUCGGCGAGUCCUGCGCAGCCUUCCCACUCCUGUCCUGCCUGCCCUCACUGACGCUGAGGUGCCCCAAGCCACCCCCUAAGAACCCAGCACGCCUCAUGGCCCUGGCCCUGGCUGAGCGGGCUCAGCAGGAGUGCGGGGGCACCCCACCUGCUGCCCAAUCCCCCUUCCGCCGCUCGCUGUCUCUGGAGGUGGGUGGGGAGCCACCAGGGACCUCAGGGAGUGUACCAGCCCCCAACUCCCUAGCCCACUCGGGCACCUGCGUGCCAGGACCCCCACCCUACUUACCAAGGCAACAAAGUGAUGGGAGCAUGCUGAGGAGCCAGCGGCCCAUGGGGACCUCAAGGAGGGGACUCCGAGGCCCCACCCAGGUUCCUGCCCCCGGCUUCUUCUCCCCAGCCCCCAGGGAGUGCCUGCCACCCUUCCUUGGGGUCCCCAAGCCAGGCCUGUACCCUCUGGGGCCCCCAUCCUUCCAGCCCAGUUCCCCAGCCACAGUCUGGAGGAGCUCCCUGGGCCCCCCUGUACCACUCGACAGGGGAGAGAACCUGUACUAUGAGAUCGGGGCAGGUGAGGGGUCCCCCUAUUCCGGCCCCACCCGCUCCUGGAGUCCCUUUCGCUCCAUGCCCCCCGACAGGCUCAAUGCCUCCUACGGCAUGCUGGGCCAAUCGCCCCCACUCCACAGGUCCCCCGACUUCCUGCUCAACUACCCACCCACCCCCUCCUGCUUUCCCCCCGACCCCCUUGGCUACUCAGCCCCCCGGCACCCUGCCCGGCGCCCCACCCAGCCCGAGCCCCUCUACGUCAACCUAGCCCUGGGGCCCAGGGGUCCCUCACCUGCCUCUUCCUCCUCCUCUUCUCCUCCUGCCCACCCGCGAAGCCGUUCAGAUCCCGGUCCCCCAGUUCCCCGCCUUCCCCAGAAACAACGGGCACCCUGGGGCCCCCGAACCCCUCACAGGGUGCCCAGUCCCUGGGGCCCCCCUGAGCCUCUCCUGCUCUACAGGGCAGCCCCACCAGCCUACGGGACGGGGGGUGAGCUCCACCGAGGGUCCUUGUACAGAAGUGGAGGACAAAGAGGGGAGGGGGCUGGUCCCCCACCCCCUUACCCCACUCCCAGCUGGUCCCUCCACUCUGAGGGCCAGACCCGAAGCUACUGCUGAGCGCCAGCUGGGAGGGGCCCUCCUUCCUUCCCUUCACCCUCACUGGAUCUUGGCCCAGCCAAAUCCCUUGUUUUGUAUUUUCUUGAGCCCUGACCCCUAACCCCAGGUUUCUAACUUUGUAACUUGCUUCUGAUGUGGGUUUCUAACCUGUAAUCCCAGCUUCCCUAUCCUGGGCUGACGGGUCUGCCCACCCCCCACCUCCCUCCAUCCUGGGGGUCCUCGCACAAAUCUGGGGAGGGGGUGCUAGGCUGACCCCAUCCUCCUCUCCCUCCAGGAGCCCCCAGCAUGUCCUAACCUGUGCACGGGGGUGGGGGCACAGUUCCUGCCCUUCUCUCCCCACAUGCCCCACUAAACCAUCUGACAACAUUAACGAAUAAAAUGGCGAAAACGUGGCUGCUGGUGUCGUGCUGGGGCCAAACUCAGUGAGUGGAGAG
Messenger RNA from Saimiri boliviensis boliviensis (Bolivian squirrel monkey), 1658 nucleotides. Its product is annotated as rho GTPase-activating protein 33-like. The record is from RefSeq and is a predicted model, not a curated record. Lineage: Eukaryota; Metazoa; Chordata; Mammalia; Primates; Cebidae.